Messenger RNA from Knipowitschia caucasica, 2706 nucleotides. The record is from the annotation of a GenBank genome assembly. NCBI's taxonomy places the organism in Eukaryota, Metazoa, Chordata, Actinopteri, Gobiiformes, Gobiidae.
AUGACAACAGGAGAGAACCACUGCAGGAGAAUAAAGAUCUUGGGAGACUGUUAUUACUGUGUGUCCGGUCUGACCCAGCCCAAAGCUGACCACGCUCACUGCUGUGUGGAGAUGGGCCUCGACAUGAUUGACACAAUUGCGUCGGUGGUAGAGGCCACAGAGGUGGAUCUGAACAUGCGGGUGGGGCUGCACACAGGACGGGUGCUGUGUGGCGUGCUGGGCCUGAGGAAGUGGCAGUAUGACGUCUGGUCAAACGAUGUCACACUUGCAAAUGUGAUGGAGGCCGGAGGGCUGCCCGGGAAGGUGCACAUCACGAGGACCACAUUGGAGUGUCUAAACGGUGAUUACGAGGUGGAACCGGGUUUUGGCCACGAGAGACACGCCUUCCUGCAGAAACAUAACAUCGAGACCUUUUUCAUUGUGCCAUCACAUCGACGAAAGAUUUUCCCCGGUAUCAUUCUGUCAGACAUCAAACCAGCCAAGAGGAUGAAGUUCAAGACCGUGUGCUAUCUCCUGGUGCAGCUGAUGCACUGUAGGAAGAUGUUCAAGGCCGAGAUCCCCUUCUCCAACGUCAUGACCUGCGAGGACGAUGACAAGAGAAGGGCCCUGCGCACGGCGUCGGAGAAGAUGAGGAGCAGGACGUCUUUCUCCGCCACCGCAGUGCAGCACUCCCCCGGAACACGUGUCAACCGCUACAUCGGCCGACUCAUCGAGGCCCGCCAAACCGAGUCAGAAACUACGGACCUCAACUUCAUCACGCUGUGCUACAGGAGCAGAGACAGGGAGCGCAGGUAUAACCAGGUUUACGAUGACCAUUACAUCAGUGCCGUGGUCCUGUCCCUGAUCCUCGCCGCUCUCUUUGGCCUUAUCUAUCUCCUAAUGAUCCCACAGGGCCUGCUGGUGCUUCUGCUGCUCGUACUCUGCGUCUGUUUCCAUGUGGCCUGCGUCAUGUAUCUACACCUCACCAAGGUCCAGUGCCAGCCGGGCUGCCUCACCAUCCAGAUACGAACUGUGCUGUGCAUCUUCCUGGUGCUGCUGACCUUCUCCGUAUCUCAGGCCAGUGUGUGUAACAUGAAGCCUCCCUUCUGCCUCCUCUGCAUCCUCUGCCUUCCCCCUGCCUCCUCUUUUCCUCCUCUGCCUUCCCUCUGCCUCCUCUGCCUCCUCUGCCUUCCCUCUGCCUCCUCUGCCUCCUCUGCCUCCCCUUCCUCCCCUUUCCCUCAUCUGCCCCCCCUCUGCAUCCUCUGCCUCCUCUGCCUCAUCUGCCCCCCCUCUGCAUCCUCUGCCUCCUCUGCCUCCUCUGCCUCCUCUGCCUCCCCUCUGCCUCCUCUGCAGGCUGGAUGUGUUCCCUGGGGCCGGGUGGUGGUGGGCCUCAACUCCAACGGCUCCGUGGAGUUUGCCCCCGCCCACAUUCUCACCGCGGGGCCUGCAAACAUCACGGCCGGGGCAAAGAGCUGUCCCAACAUGCCAUACGCCCUGCUGUCCUGUGUGGCCGGGACCCUCACCAUCGUGCCCUACCUCCACGUCUCCUCGCUCCCCAAGAUCCUGCUGCUCUUCAUCCUCUCUGUCAUCUACUCUGUUGUCAUGGAGACCAGUGGCUACCGGCAAGCAAUGGGAGGAGGGUUUCUGCAGACCCGCGGCUACGAUCCGGUGUUGGCGGCGGUGCUGUUUGCCGGGGCUUUGGCGCUUCAUUCGCGACAACUGGACCUCAAACUGCGACUUGACUAUCUCUGGGCCACUCAGGCGGAGGAGGAGAGGGAUGACAUGGAGAAGGUGAAGCUGGACAACAAGAGGAUCCUGUUCAACCUGCUGCCGGCGCAUGUGGCCCAACACUUCCUCAUGUCAAACCCCAGGAACAUGGACCUGUACUACCAGUCCUACGCACAGGUCGGAGUCCUGUUCGCCUCCAUCGCAAACUUUAACGACUUCUACAUCGAGUUGGACGGGAACAACAUGGGAGUGGAGUGUCUGAGGCUCCUCAAUGAGAUCAUCGCGGACUUCGACGAGGUGGCCAUUACAUUAGUUUUUGCUCUUUCCCAGCUAAUGGACAAGGAGUGCUACAGAGACAUUGAGAAGAUCAAAACCAUUGGCAGUACUUACAUGGCCGCUGUAGGGCUGGUUCCUACAACUGCCUCGAAGGCCAAGAAGUCCAUCACCUCUCAUUUAUGCACGGUGUCUGAUUUUGCCAUUGAGAUGUUUGAUGUCCUGGAUGCCAUUAACUACCAAUCGUACAAUGAUUUUGUUCUGAGAGUGGGUAUCAAUGUAGGUCCCGUGGUGGCCGGGGUGAUCGGAGCCAGGAGACCCCAGUAUGACAUCUGGGGAAACACAGUCAAUGUGGCCAGCAGGAUGGACAGCACAGGAGUACAAGGAAAGAUACAGGUGACCGAGGAUGUCCAUCGCCUCAUCACAGACCUCUAUGACUUUGAGUGCAGGGGUCAGGUCAGUGUGAAGGGAAAGGGACAGAUGCUCACAUACUUUCUGAAAGCGCGGCGACUGGGCAGCAGGCCAGUUCACUCACAUCAGCAGCAAACAAACUCACAGCGGAGAGCCAGCACCUUCACCCACGGCGGUGUGUGCACCAGGUUAAGCCCCGCCCCCACCAUCACCACAUACGCCACCAUGAGGAAUGCAAGCCCUGGCAGCAUCAAGCCCACUGCCUCCACCAGCACCACCAGGUACCUGCCCUCUGUCCCUGUGGCCGUGGUCUGA